AGGCGUUAAGGCCUCGGUUCUCAGGGUUUGGUGUCAGUAACAUAUUUUCAAAUAUCUUCAGAUACUUUUCUGAUAAAAUAAAAUAAAAUAAAAUAAGCGACCAAAGUGUUGUAUAAAAGCUCAGAUGAAAUCACUCAAGCUAAUAAAAUAAAUGAACUGAUAUUCUGCUGUAUCCUGUGUCUUUACUUUUAUAUGUGCCAUGACUAAAUCCUUUAAACUAGCAACAUCCAUCCAUCUUCUACACCGCUUAUCCUCUUCAGGGUCACGGGGAACCUGGAGCCGAUGCCAGGGAGCAUGGGGCACAAGGCGGGGUACACCCUGGACAGGGUGAUAAUCCAUCACAGGGCACAAUCACACACACACUCACACACACAUUCAUACACUACGGACACUUUGGACAUGCCAAUCAGCCUACCAUGCAUGUCUUUAGGCUGGGGAGGAAACCGGAGUACUAACAACAUUAUUAUAUUAUUAUAUUAGAGAGAGAGAGAGAGAGAGAGAGAGAGAGACUGUACAUUUUCAAUGCUUAUCACUAUUAAAUGCGAAUUUUGUCAUUGUUUUGGAGCGCACGAGCUAAUAGAUGAUCUUAAGGCAACAAAUUCAUAUUUAAAGCCAUAAAAACCUCCAUUUUGAUAUCAUGAGGACUUUAACUCCUGAAUGUGGUGAUAUUUGGACACAAACCCGCACCCCCUUGCUUACUGUAUUGAAGAUUUAGAAUAUCUGGCAACCCAUGUGUCUAAUAAUGGCGGGGGAAAGUAGACGCAGCGCAGAUGGCACGUGAGUGAGUGAGUGACAGAGAGAGAGAGGGAGGGAGAGAUUAUAAAUCCCCUCGCAAGCUCAAUAGUGAAACUAAACUGCACCUGGGAUGCGAGACACACCCGCUACCGGAACCUGCAGCAGAGACACACACACAGGACUGUCGUACACACCGGGGGUCUUCACAGAGCUGCGCGAUCACCCUGACACCAAAGACACACAGGACAAUGAGGACAUGAGCUCUGAUGAUCACCACGUCAGCGUAAUGAAGGGAAAAAGUCGAGCCUUUUGGAUUGUUCUGGCUGGAGUUUUCCUUACUGCGAGGGUGUGUGAUGCUGCAUGCAUGAGGCGGAAUUUUAAAGAUUACAUCACAGAUAAUUUAUUACUCGACCACUGGUUUCAGAUGAAGAAUUUCACCCCGACUGGUGAGGAGGUUAAGGUGCAGCAUGAAUUCCUCUCUGUCAUUAACACCAUCUGUUCAAGUUUACUAGCAAAUGAACGUUUUUACAGAACGUAUCCUUACAAUGAGAGCAUGAAGACAAAACUGGUGUGGACGUACAAAGAACUGGUGAAUGAGCUGGUCAACCAUGGUGCAUGGGAUAAAACUGACACUGUACAGUUUUGUCAAAAUCACACCUGUUCCGAAUCUUACGGCACAAGUUUCAUCAACACAACACAGUUUGAGAACAUCUAUAAAAAAGUGUGCAACUGGACCGGACCAGCGCCAGAGUGUCCGUUUCCACAGAUUCAUUCAGGCACAACAGCAGCAGUGAGUCCUACAUCGACUCCUCAUGCACCUGAGCCAGGACAGCAGACAUCCUCUGAGCCAACUAACGGAAAUGUUUCAAGCCAGUCCAUAAUAUCUGAUGCAGAGAAUUCAGAGACUCAGGGUGUCUUGCCGCUUCUGGUGCUGUCAGUGGCGAUGAACUUCAUCCUCAUCCUCCUCAUCAUCUUUAUAAUUUAUCAUUACAAGCACAGAUCUACAUCUUCAGGCAAUCAGCAUGAUAACCAGGAGCACCUGUCUCUACAUAAGGCAAAUACAACAAAUAUGACCCAGGAUCAGAAUAAUACAGAUAUACAGAUAUACAGAACAAUACAGGAUACUGUUUAGUUUAAGUUUCACCCGAUUCAUCAUCAGAAAUAAACCUGCAGUGUUCUGAGUUUUGGACUUAACCGAGUUCUCAGUGACGUGGAUUAACGUAAAAACUCUGCACUGAUGAAGACUGGAUUUUGGACUGAAGAUGAUGAUGAUGAUGAAGUAUAUAAAUCAUCCGGUGGAACUCUGUCUGUAUUACAGGCUGCUGUAAUUAAGGCACAAAGGAAAAGUGAGUGCUCGACACACUGUCUCUGUGAUGCUGUGAGUUUCUCGUGUGUGUGUGUGUGUGUGUGUGUGUGUGUAAACCUGAACUGACAGCUAAUAUCUGAUGUUGGUAUUCAGCAGUAAAUUAAAAACUUGAUUGGAAAAUGUGUGACUCCACCUGAAGGAGGACGUUUCAGAUGUUUUAUUAAAGGGAAGAUACUCGUGUGGAAUAAUGAACACAAAAUCAAAAGAAAUAAUAUAACUGCAAACAGCGACUGCUGGGCCCAAGCAUCCUGUAGAAGAGGUAUGAUAACGGUUGUUACAUUAAGCAGAUGGUGGUGCUGUGAGACACUGACAGCGAGACACUAUUUCCAUUUCACUAUUUCCGUGAACUUUGAACCAUGUUGCAUAAUGUAUAGCUUGAAUGGCAUAACAUUAAUUUAUCGCAUCACCAUACCAACAGCAUUUAAGAUAUCAACAACCUACAGCUAAUACUUGCUGAUUGUGUAAUAAGCUAAUAUUUAACACGUGUGUGUGUGUGUGUGUGUGUGGUAGAUAAUGAAAGUGUUAUUGUAAAUUCACUUAUAAAGCAGACAUAGAAACACUGACGCUUUUCAACUUUUCAACAAAUCCCAAGCCCUAAACAUGCCCCACCCCUUUUCCCCAUUAAACAUGUGCUAAGUAGCCCCUACAUUUGCAUACUCAAAUCUAAUUGGCUCUUAUAUUUUAUGACACAAUACCAGUAUGUUGUCAUGUGGUUCUCAGCUGUUUCUAUGUUUUCACACUUUGACAAUGUUUAAUAAUAAAAUAAUGAAAAAAAUACACAUUAUAUAAAUGUUUGUGUUUAAAAGAUCAAACUGUGUUGUAAAUCUGUGGGUUUUUUACAGCACACUGUUCACUGCCCAGUAACA
This is a messenger RNA of Ictalurus furcatus (blue catfish), 2967 nucleotides long. RefSeq lists its product as uncharacterized. Lineage: Eukaryota; Metazoa; Chordata; Actinopteri; Siluriformes; Ictaluridae. The record is from RefSeq and is a predicted model, not a curated record. The transcript has 14 exons. The coding region runs from base 866 to 1867 and encodes 333 amino acids.